Molecule: messenger RNA, 3288 nt
Organism: Candoia aspera
Lineage: Eukaryota; Metazoa; Chordata; Lepidosauria; Squamata; Candoiidae
Gene: MOK
Product: MOK protein kinase
Exons: 13
Coding region: 282-1604 (440 amino acids)
Biological process (GO): protein phosphorylation; intracellular signal transduction
Cellular component (GO): nucleus; cytoplasm
Molecular function (GO): ATP binding; protein serine/threonine kinase activity
Source: RefSeq, a predicted model, not a curated record
GGCGCUGCUGACACGGCCGUCCUCCCGGGUCGAGGUGCUUGAUGCUCUGGGUUGCUAGGGUGACGGGGAUACAACAUGGCGCGCUGACAAGUUCUGCAGUGGGGAGGGGGUCUGGCGGUUCAGAGAGGACCGGUGUCCUCGCCCCCGCCCGCCCCUUGACCCGGAGGGAACCUGCGGGAGAGGCGGGCUCGGAGGAUGAACACUAGAUGCAGUCUGAAGAAGUUAAUUCUCACAGAAGUUAGCCAGUGGAAGAGUCUAGAAGCAUUUGCUAUAGAGGUGAUAUGUAUGGGAGAAGACUAAACCAAUUUAGAGAGCAGAAAGGUAUAUACAAAAAACAGUUAGAAUUGGAAUACAAAACAAUUGGUAAAAUUGGAGAGGGAACAUUUUCUGAUGUUCUGAAGGUACAGAGUCUAAAAGAUGGACGUUAUUAUGCAUGUAAACAAAUGAAACAGCAUUUUGAAAGUAUUGACCAUGUGAAUAAUCUGAGAGAAAUACAAGCAUUAAGGCGAUUGAAUCCACAUCCAAAUAUUCUUACAUUGCAUGAAGUGAUUUUUGACAAGAAAGCUGGUGCAGUUGCAUUAAUAUGUGAACUUAUGGACAUGAAUAUUUAUGAAUUGAUCAAAGGAAGAAAAAAACCAUUGCCCGAAAAGAAAAUAAUGAGUUAUAUGUACCAGUUAUGCAAAUCUCUUGAUCACAUACACAGAAAUGGAAUAUUUCACAGAGAUGUGAAACCUGAAAACAUAUUAAUAAAGCAGGAUCUUCUCAAACUUGGAGAUUUUGGAUCCUGUAGGAGCAUACAUUCUAAGCAGCCAUAUACAGAAUAUAUCUCUACACGCUGGUAUAGGGCACCUGAAUGUCUUCUUACAGAUGGUUACUACAGUUACAAAAUGGACAUCUGGAGUGCUGGCUGUGUGUUUUAUGAAAUUGCAAGUUUCCACCCACUCUUUCCUGGAUCUAAUGAACUGGACCAGAUAUCAAAAAUCCAUGAUAUAAUAGGUACCCCUCCUAAGAAGGUUCUUAAUAAGUUCAAACAGUCAAGAGUGAUGAGUUUUGAUUUCCCCACCAGAAAAGGAAAAGGAAUCUCUCCAUUUAUGUCUAACUUGUCCAGUAAGAGCCUGACACUUAUGUAUGCAAUGAUACAGUAUGAUCCUGAUGAGAGAAUCUGUGCGCACGAAGCACUGCAGCAUGCUUACUUCAGAGAACUGAGGUUGGCAGAGAAACAAGCUUUAAACAUACACCGAAAAAUGAGAUUGGUAGAAAAUCCAUUAGAAAGGGAUUCUCUUGGCUUGCGGCGUAUUUCAAAGGAGGAUCAAAGGCAGAACUUUCUUAGGCAAGCCCAGGAGAAUCCACUGGGACAUCAUGGACUUCCCAAUGCAGUUGAGUUGCCAAAACUGACAGUUCCUGCUGUAACCAACUUGACUUCUUACUCUAAUCCUUCAUUUCAGUCAGUUUUUACCCUCCCAGCAUCCAACAGACAAGUCCAGGUUUUGCAACCUAUAACAUAUUUUGGGACACAUUGCAAGUCUGAAAAACAGAAGGAAUUUAAAUCUCCUAUGAAACAGUACCACUUGCCUGCUCUGGAAAGACGAGGUGGAGGAUUUUGAUGGAUCAAAACUCUCACAAGCUCUUUGGAUUCUUUGAAAAAGUACACAAAUGGCAAAAGUGCCUUAUCUCCUCAAAUGCUGCAACAAGAUGCUACAACAAUCGUUCUUUGGGACUUACAUUUUUUUUUUUAAAGCCAACUAUAUAACCACCAUUUUUAUAGCUCAGAAUGCACUUUGAUUUUUUUUUAAAGGAGUUCCUGCUAUUUUUUUAAAAAAGUUUUCUUUUAAGGUGAUCUUAUAUUUAAUUGUGUUGCACUGGCAGGAAUGAAUUGUUCCAACUUUUAUAUGAAAUGCUGCAUUGUGUAUGUAUGUAUGUAUGUAUGUAUGUAUAUAUAUAUAUGAGAUAAUAAAACUGAAUUUCUGGGGGGGAAGGUUGUAUAUGUGACUGUAGGGAUAAUCAGAGCCAAUCUUCUUUGACAAUUAUUUAGAAGCUUCAAAACUUGAGUCUGGUUAGUUUAAUUUAAAUAUAACCUAGUAUAGAAAAUAGUUUUCCAAAACAAGUAUUGUAAGUUAGCAGGUUUUUGCAUGUAUGGCAGAUUAAAAAGAUAAACAGUUGUUACUGAAAUGUGCUCUUAUAUGGAAAUCUGAGCAGUGCAAGCAUGUUUCAGAUGAUGUAGUUUGUCACACCAGCAUAGUUCAAUGUAGAAUGUGUUAUAUAUUUGUUCUGAAAAGGCUAUGUUUAAAACUCUUGUGGUGGAGAGAGUAACCUACUCUAAAGGGCAUUUAAUUUAGCUUUUCAGAGGUAUCAGCAAAAAUAAAAUCACAUUUUAAAGGUAAGUUUAUUCUAAGACUAACAAGGAUUUUUAUAGGAUUAUGAUGAGGACAUUGUCCUCUCACAAAGCACUGUCAAAUACCAUCUCUCUGUAACAAGAAAAAAAAUUGGUGUAUUGAACUAGAGUGAAAAAUAUUGAUCUUGCUUGACCAAAAGUAAUAUAACAGUUGCAUCUUAAAUAACAUUGAAAUAUCAAUGCUUCAACAAAAUGGCAAAAAGAAUAGCUAAGACUGGACUGUAUCUUAGAGGAGGGAAGCCACAAUGGUAUAAUUUGCUAAAAAGUCACAGAGCACAAAUACAAUACAUAAAGCAAAUACGAAAAAGUGCUGUAUUUUUUCCCCUACGCAAAGGCAAUCAUUCGCUUGUGCAUUCAGUAGCUAUGCUUAGUUGGCUGGAUGUAGUCUUGCCAUUAUUUAUACUUCUGUUCAAACCAAAUUACUGGAGGGAUUGAGAUCUAUUGAAGACAUUUUGUGUGGACAAAAAAUGAAGGGAUUUUUGCUGUCUUCUCUUCAUCACUCUCCAUACUAUUCCACAAAAUCCUCCAAGUCUUCAGGACAAAGUUGUCUUUUAGAGAGGAUAGAGGCAUAAUUUGAAAUUGAGAAUUUGGAGAAAAAUAUUUUUCAUUUCUCCCCCACCUCCCAAAAAAACCUCUAGCAGGAAAUUCUGAGUGGAAUUCUUCUCAGAUGUAAUCUGGAUCUCAACCUAUAAAUGCUAAAGGCUACAAACAAGGAUGGAAAAAAAAUCCUUUAAGAACUUUCAUGUCCAUCAUGCACACACAUUAAUAUUUCAUAUAUUUAUUGGCUUUAGUCAUAUCCAGAAUGUUGAAAACUUGUUCUAAGAUCUUGUAAUUUAAAACAAGGCACCUACAGUAUUGAAUAAAGUACAAUGCAAUUUGAAUAAAGAGUUGAAAUA